AUGUCACUGUUGGUAAACGGUUCGCCAACUAAACAGUUCAAGAUGGAUAAAGGUCUGAGGCAAGGUGAUCCUCUUUCUCCGUUCUUGUGUGUACUUGUUGUUGAUGUCCUACAUAGAAUGAUUGGGGAGGCAGUCAGAAAUGGGCGGAUAUCCCCUCUGUUCAUGGGAAGAGACAAUAUAGAAUUGUCACACCUCCAGUUCGCUGAUGACACUAUAGUGUUCUGUCCGCCAGAGGAGGAGACCGUUAAGAAUUAUAAAAGACUUCUACGAUGCUUCGAAUUGAUGUCAGGCCUAAGCAUCAACUUUGAGAAAUUGAGCUUGAUACCAAUCAAUUGUGAUCACCAAUGGGUUCAGAGCAUGUGUAGUUUGCUGGGGUGUAAGGAGGCUGCUCUUCCAGUUAAAUACUUGGGGAUCCCUUUAGGUGCGAAUCCGAGGUUGGUGAAAACUUGGAAGCCAAUAAUUGACAAAGUGGAGGAGAAGCUUAGCUUAUGGAAAUCUAAGGUCCUUAAUAAAGUGGGAAAGUUGGUUCUCAUCAAGGCUGUCUUAAAUAAUGGGAGGAAUGACAUGGCUUUGGUUAGAUGGGAAGUGGUCCAAGCUCCCAAAAGGUUAGGCGGGCUAGGAGUUGGUGAUGCAAUGCUCCGUAACACAGCAUUGCUAUUUAAGUGGUGCUGGAGAUUCUCUAAGGAGGAGUGUCCAUUGUGGAAGAAAGUGGUCUGCUCAUGUAAUAAUCUCUUCCCUAACCAGCUAUUAUCAAUCCAGGAUUUACUUACUACAGGGGGGCCUUGGAAGGAUAUUUGUCAGCUACAGAUAAAGGAGCAACAUGUAAGAGACAAGAUGAUAACUGGUUUGUCAAUGGAGAUUAGUGAUGGAAGAAGAACUCAUUUUUGGGAAGAUGUCUGGUUAAGUUGUGGUUCCCUGAAGGAUAGGUUUCUGAGGCUGUUCUCGGUUUCAACCCAAAAAGGCUUUGUCAUAGGGGUUUGUGGGUUUUGGGAUGGGCUUGAGUGGAUUUGGAACUUCCAAUGGUGGCGCGAGCUUUUCAAAUGA
Messenger RNA from Arachis duranensis, 1044 nucleotides. RefSeq lists its product as uncharacterized. The transcript has a single exon. NCBI's taxonomy places the organism in Eukaryota, Viridiplantae, Streptophyta, Magnoliopsida, Fabales, Fabaceae. The record is from RefSeq and is a predicted model, not a curated record. The coding region runs from base 1 to 1044 and encodes 347 amino acids.